Messenger RNA from Penicillium cataractarum, 510 nucleotides. RefSeq lists its product as uncharacterized. Bases 1 to 510 code for a protein of 169 amino acids. NCBI's taxonomy places the organism in Eukaryota, Fungi, Ascomycota, Eurotiomycetes, Eurotiales, Aspergillaceae. The transcript has a single exon. The record is from RefSeq and is a predicted model, not a curated record.
AUGACAGUUACUCGCGGCCUUCAAACUCCUGCCACUCCUAAGCCUGCACCUGCUGUGCCAAACUUCACAAAGAACACCAACAAGCGGUGGCCCCCCAUGGCAAACCGAAACGCUCUUCCAUACAAGCUCACCGUUAUCUCCAAAGAGAAGCUCACUCGGGAGGCCACCGCGCCCGAUCCGGACCUCCGCCGCUGCGUAGCGCACUUCCGGUUACAUUGUGGAUCUGUUCUCUGGACUGAGAAUGAUAUGAAAUCUCGUAUCAGCUCCUUCGACUUCGAGGAGACCGACGAAGAAGAUGAGAACGAUCUUCCUGAACUCAAGGCACAAUCCGAGACAGUGGCCUUUGUUCGAGUGCCAGCGACCGAGACGCCCAUUGAUACGGAAGCCGAGACAUCUCAAUCAUCUCAAUUAUUGCCUGAUAAGGCUCUCUUUCCGGAUCAGAGCCACUGCAUUGAAGUGACCUCCAAAAACAACCUCUGCUGCAUCUCCGUCUCUCCUAUUGCCGGUUAA